GCUUCCAUGAUCUCACUAAGUCCUUCUUAAUCUUCUUCGAAACUGGGUUGGCUAUCCAGGUACCACCGCUUUGUGACCAGGGUAGCUACAAGCUAGUGUGGCAUCGUAUUCCAUCAUUCUGACUUAGAAUUUUGUAAUGCAUAUCACUCAUAGCCACCAAAUCCGCCGCAGUGGUGACAUUUCGAAACCCUACCCCACAUCAAGUGGGUCAUAGCGGGUCAUGCCACAUACGGUGAAGCUUCUGAUCCAAUGUUUGUAGAAAACGUGUGAGCCAAGGAGGUGCCAAGCCAUUGAAAUGCCACCUUAUGUGUGAAAUUCACUUAGCAUAUCAGCGGGGGUUUCCAUAAAUGCGUCGAUGAGUGGCUGAUGAUGGUUUUGCAUUGCCGCAGACAUGCACGGAGGGGUAGACCCUGAGGCGUUACCAUAGUCGAAGAUCGGACUACAAAAGACACAUAUAUCUGCUCCUCUCCUCCCGUUCACUUCUCAUUCUAUAUCUCUUAACUCUCAAUCACUAUUCAAAUAUACUCUACACAAAACAAAACUAAACCCUCUUCUAUAUAACUCAAAAUGUCUUUCCACCUCUCCGCCGAAGAUAUCCGCAUCGAUGACAACCACAUCCUCAGAGCCCGUCUCAGAAACGAGAAUGGUGACUGGCAAGAUGCUGAGAUUGAUCUCAACCAACACAUCGGAAACGAAGAUGGCAUGAUUCACUGGGAUGGCGUCAACUUCUCUCACAGCGCUGAGAACGUCACAUUCUCCAUUGAGGGUGGUGGAGAAGUCCCAGUCCUCCGCACUUUCCUCCGCAGCAGAGAUGGCGAAGAGUUCAGCCGUGAUGUCAACCUUGCUGAGCGUAUUGAGAAUCACAACGGACAAUUUGUUUAUGUUUAAAUGUUAUAUGCUUUAGCUAGUGCAGUCUAAAGAAUGAGAAUAUCCUUUCAAGUGUUACAAAUAUCCGUUUUGGUGCAUUACACAACAUUGACUGCAUGAUUGAAAAUCUUCCUUAUGUCUUCGUGUACCAAUUAAUCUUGGCUCGUUCUAUGUGAUU
Molecule: messenger RNA, 1045 nt
Organism: Botrytis byssoidea
Lineage: Eukaryota; Fungi; Ascomycota; Leotiomycetes; Helotiales; Sclerotiniaceae
Exons: 3
Coding region: 568-888 (106 amino acids)
Source: RefSeq, a predicted model, not a curated record